CUUCCCCCGGCACAGGCCCCAGCUAGCUCAGGCUAUGUCAGCCCAGAAUCAGCAUGGCCAUCCGCCUGUGGGUGGUCGCCCUUACCUUGGCUGCCCUCCUCGUGGUGGACAGGGAGGGGCCAGUGUCAGCAGGAAGGCCCAUUUUCUUAAGAAUGCCCAUCUGUGAGCACAUGGCGGAGUCUCCACACUGUUCCCAGAUGUCCAGCCUGGUCUGCGGCACUGACGGGGUCACGUAUGACAGUGAGUGCCAGCUCUGCUUGACCCAGAUGAAGGUCACCCCCACCUUACCCUCAGCUUGCCUGGGUGGGUCCCAUCUCUGUGCAGACGCAUCUGAAAGCAGCAAGAGGACCUGCCUCAUCCUUCACACACACUCGGCCUAACCGUCCUCCGACAUGACUGCGCCCCUAACAGACUGAGCACAAGUGUAAUG
This is a messenger RNA of Ceratotherium simum simum (southern white rhinoceros), 430 nucleotides long. It is a transcript of the gene SPINK4, whose product is annotated as serine peptidase inhibitor Kazal type 4. The record is from RefSeq and is a predicted model, not a curated record. Gene Ontology annotation, molecular function: protein binding. NCBI's taxonomy places the organism in Eukaryota, Metazoa, Chordata, Mammalia, Perissodactyla, Rhinocerotidae.